Messenger RNA from Castor canadensis (American beaver), 1600 nucleotides. The record is from RefSeq and is a predicted model, not a curated record. Lineage: Eukaryota; Metazoa; Chordata; Mammalia; Rodentia; Castoridae.
AAAGCGGCUGGAACCCGCCAGGACCUGAAGCCACAGAAAGUGCGUGCUCAGCUGCCUUCCCCGCUUUGGGGGCAGAAGGCAGAGGAGAGUUCCUGGAAGCGUCAAGCUCGCAGGCCGGUUGGAGACUAGGCUGCAGAGAUUUUCUGAGUAGACGGUGCCUGUCCCCACCCCUCACCCUCAAGCCCCCACUGGUGGACAGGGAGAAGUAAAAUCCACAGAUUGUCACCAGAGUCCCUCAGAGCACAAGCCUGCCUGGUCCUCUCUCCCUUGCUGAAUGGCACUGGCUGCAGCAGCCCACUGAGGGCUCUGUCCUCGAGAUCCUGGACGUGUAAGUGGACCCCAGGCCGGAAGAUGCUGAGUUCCAUCAAGUGUGUGUUGGUGGGUGACAGCGCCGUGGGGAAGACCUCGCUGUUGGUGCGCUUUACCUCUGAGACCUUCCCAGAGGCCUACAAGCCCACAGUGUAUGAGAACACGGGGGUGGACGUCUUCAUGGAUGGUGUCCAGAUCAGCCUGGGCCUCUGGGACACGGCUGGCAAUGAUGCCUUCAGGAGCAUCCGCCCCCUGUCCUACCAGCAGGCCGAUGUGGUGCUAAUGUGCUACUCUGUGGCCAACCAUAACUCAUUCCUGAACUUGAAGAACAAGUGGAUUGGGGAGAUCAGGAACAACCUGCCCUGUACCCCCGUGCUGGUGGUGGCCACCCAGACGGACCAGCGGGAGGUGGGGCCCCACAGGGCCUCCUGCAUCAACGCCAUCGAAGGGAAGAGACUGGCCCAGGAUGUGCGAGCCAAGGGCUACCUGGAGUGCUCGGCCCUCAGCAACCGGGGGGUGCAGCAGGUGUUCGAGUGUGCUGUCCGGACUGCCGUCAACCAGGCCAGGAGACGAAACAGGAGGGGGCUCUUCUCCAUCAGUGAGUGUAAGAUCUUCUAGAUCCCAGCACGUCCUCAACACUCAGGACUCACCCUCGAGACCAACAGGGGCAGGGGGAGAGGCAAGCUGGGAAGGUCGAGGCUCCUUCUGGGCCCCUCCCAAGCAGCUUUUGCUUUUGGAUACAAGGACAAGACCUGGCCAUUGCAUGUUUUGACUAACGUCACCCUCUAAAUGAUUCCUUGUCCAGUACCGUCAGCGAAAUCCCUGGAAAGCCAUAAUGAAUAUUCCGUCUUCCAUUAAAGAAACGAGAAUGGCCUCCAUAAUUUUGGACACUGAGUGAGUUCUUCAAGUACUCCAUAGUGAAAGACACACUUUAUUUAAAUGACAACAAAUCGUAUCACUCUUGUAUGUAAUUAGUUAUCUUUUCCUGUAUACUUGGGAACAAAGUGCUGUCUAAGUGAAAUAAUGGUGUGGGCUCUGCCAUGUUUGUAGUGUUAAUUUUCACCUGAACCAGUCACUGGGUUGACACCACUUGUCUGCUGGAUUGCUUUAGUUAAUCAAAUUUUAAAAUAAUCACGAACUCAUUUUUACAAUUCAUUUUCCAUUGUUGUUAUUGAGAAUUGUAAUGUAAAACCCAGUUCCAUAAGGUAUUUUAAUACUGCCUAGUGAUUUUAAACUUACCACUGUUUGUCUCUGUAAUUAUAAAAAGGCAUUUCUUAUUUAUAAUAUUAUC